AUGCUAGGUGUGGCCGAUAACUUGCUGCGUCUGCUCAACUUCUGCUUCCUGGUCAUAUGCUUGGCCUUCAUUAGCACACUCAUCAACACGCAGAAGUUCCACAUCUCGAGGGUCAACUACUGUAUGUUCGCCGCCGCGUACGGGAUAGCCACCGACGGGCUCUACGGGCUGCUGGCCAACUUCUGGGAGCCGCUCGCGUGGCCUCUCAUCCUGUUCACCCUCGACUUCCUGAACUUCGCCUUCACUCUGACUGCAGGGAUCGUGCUGGCCGUCGGCAUCAGGGCCCACUCGUGCAAGAACGUGCGCUACAGAGAGAGAAACCACAUCAUCCAGGGCUCCGAGAACAGGUGCAGAAUCUCCCAGGCCGCCACCGCCUUCUUCUUCUUCUCCAUGGGGAUCUUCAUCGCCAAGAUGGUCAUGUCCGGGAUCAACCUCGCCUCCAACGGCGCCUUCACCACCGCGUCCUCCAAGUUCGGCAGAAGAAGAAGACACGGCGGCGGUGUAGGUGUCCCAGAGACCUCUGGCGUCCCCUCCAUCUCCCAGGUCUGA
Messenger RNA from Huiozyma naganishii CBS 8797, 549 nucleotides. RefSeq names its product Fhn1p (gene FHN1). The record is from RefSeq and is a predicted model, not a curated record. The transcript has a single exon. Lineage: Eukaryota; Fungi; Ascomycota; Saccharomycetes; Saccharomycetales; Saccharomycetaceae. Gene Ontology annotation, cellular component: plasma membrane; eisosome. Gene Ontology annotation, biological process: eisosome assembly; protein localization to plasma membrane. The coding region runs from base 1 to 549 and encodes 182 amino acids.